AAGUUCACGAACGAGCAUGAAUGGAUCUCCAUCCAUCCAGAUGGUACCGGCUUCAUUGGUAUUACCAACUAUGCUGCUGACGCCUUAGGUGAUGCUACUUUCAUUGAAUUGCCAGCACACCAAAUUGGAGAAAAGAUUGAAAACGGUGAAACUAUCAGUUCCAUCGAGAGUGUCAAGAGUGCCAGUGAUAUCUACUCCCCAAUCAGUGGUGAGAUAGUCGAAGUUAACGAGAAGUUAGAUCAAUCUCCAGAAUUGAUCAACACCGAUCCUAUGGGUGAAGGUUGGAUUGUCAAAGUUAAGGUCGAUGAAGGCUCUUCACUAGAUGAAUUGAUGGACGUCGAUGCAUACAAGACCUUUGUUGAA
Molecule: messenger RNA, 363 nt
Organism: Pichia membranifaciens NRRL Y-2026
Lineage: Eukaryota; Fungi; Ascomycota; Pichiomycetes; Pichiales; Pichiaceae
Exons: 1
Biological process (GO): glycine decarboxylation via glycine cleavage system; protein lipoylation
Cellular component (GO): cytoplasm; glycine cleavage complex; mitochondrion
Source: RefSeq, a predicted model, not a curated record